Oryctolagus cuniculus (rabbit) is the source of this 1395-nucleotide messenger RNA. RefSeq names its product artemin (gene ARTN). Gene Ontology annotation, molecular function: glial cell-derived neurotrophic factor receptor binding; receptor tyrosine kinase binding; growth factor activity. The record is from RefSeq and is a predicted model, not a curated record. Lineage: Eukaryota; Metazoa; Chordata; Mammalia; Lagomorpha; Leporidae.
CUUCGCGUGUCUACCAACUCUGAACUCCCAGUUUCCGCGCCUCGCCGCCGCCCCGCGCUCUCCAUUCUGCAUCCGGGGUCCUUGCCCAGGGCCCACCCCCAACCUCGGGGCUCCUAGCUGAGCCCCAGGAGGACCGGAGCCGGCGGGUGGAGUGGCCAGGUGAGCCCUGCAAGGUGGGGCGGGGCGGGGGCGCUCCGGGCCCCACCCAGGGAUCCGGUGACGCCGGGGCUGGAAUUUGACACCGGACGGCGGCGGGCAGGAGGCUGCUGAGGGAUGGAGUUGGGCUCGGCCCCCAGACACGGCCCGCGGGCUCCGCCAGCAGCAGGUCCCUCGGGCCCCAGCCCUCGCUGCGACUCGGGCUCGGAGCCCCACACCCGAGGCCACAGACCGGCUGCCAAGGCCACACUUCGGGCUAGAAGAGGUGCUGCCAGGUGCACAGCCCUGGGCAUGAGCCUUUUGAGCUGCGGGGGAAAGCCCAGCGCUGGUCCUUGGAACGGUGCCUAGGAGGACACGGCGCCGACCCCUGUGCUGCCCCGAGGAGAGGGUCGGGGAGCAGGUCCACACACGCUGAUGGGAGCUCCUGGUGUUGUUGGAGAUGGAACUCGGACUCGGAGGCUCUUCGGCGCUGUUCCCCUGCCUCGUGCCUAGGCGGCAGCCUGCCCUGUGGCCCACCCUGGCCGCUCUGGCCCUGCUGAGCAGCGUCUCCGAGGCCUCUCUCGGCCCCGCCCCCCGCGAAAGUCCCGCGCCGGUCCUGGCGCCCCCCACCGGCCACCUGCCGGGGGGCCGCACUGCCAGUCCGUGCGGAGGAAGAGCCCGGCGGCCGCAGCCCCCGCAGCCCGCGCCGCCGCCGCCCGCGCCGCCGCCGCCGCCGCCGCCACCCGCGCCUCCCCGUGGGGGCCGCGCGGCGCGCGCGGAAGCCCGGGGGAGCCGCGCGCAGGCCGCGGGCUCGAAGGGCUGCCGGCUGCGCUCGCAGCUGGUGCCGGUGCGCGCGCUGGGCUUGGGCCACAGCUCGGACGAGCUGGUGCGCUUCCGCUUCUGCAGCGGCUCGUGCCGCCGCGCGCGCUCCCCGCACGACCUCAGCCUGGCCAGCCUACUGGGCGCCGGGGCCCUGCGACCGCCGCCCGGCUCCCGGCCCGUCAGCCAGCCCUGCUGCCGGCCCACGCGCUACGAGGCCGUCUCCUUCAUGGACGUGAACAGCACCUGGAGGACUGUGGACCGCCUCUCCGCCACCGCCUGCGGCUGCCUGGGCUGAGAGCGCCCCCGCCCGGCCCCGCCCCCCGGGGCUUGUGCGCUGGACCCGGCCCGCGCCUCUCGCUGCCUAGGACCCGCCAGCUGGGGACUUGGGCCACAGAGCCGAGGCCCCAACCUGCCCUGGAGAGAUGGAGAGACAGCGGA